CGUGAAUUAUAAUUCAAUACGACAUCGUUCACUCUUUCCUUUUCUCUAAAGACGAGGAUCAAGUAAAGAGUUGGGAUGCGAAUGGCUGCUUCAAAGUGUGCCAAGACGAAAAGUCAAAUUCACCCGUUAUUAAUAAUAAACGCGUGUAUCUUGCGCGUUCUUAUUGUGAUUAUAUUUGUGACUAUCAAAAAUAAAUUCAGUGAAACGGAACUAAGUGAGAAAAAAUUAAGUUUUAUUCCCACUGAGACAAAGAUUAUAAAUAAAGAGUGUCGUUCUGGCGGAGAAGAUAUACAAGUACACUUGUCGAAUGUCUGUAUGAGACUGAAGGACCUAAAAUAGCGAAUGCGCUUGCGUGACUUUCGAUCUCAUAGAAUAAACUUUUUUUAUUUUUUCAAUGGAAAAAAUAAUACGAUGAAUUUUCAGAUCUAUGAAUUUUAUAUAGAAAUAAGUUGAAGAAAUGUUUCUAAUCUAGAUAAGUAUCUAAAACACGCGAUGGCAUGAAGACUUAUUACGCAAAUUAUGAUAUUUGCAGUAAAAUUUACACUAGAAGAGAGAACGUUUACUCGAUCGAUGAAGAAAAAGGGGAUGAAUGUACUCCCAUCGGCUGCGUCACAAUUAUUCGCGUCGGAAGCCUCAUAAAGAUAUGAUCCAAAUAAAAGAUCGUUGUCAGUAUUUUAAUGUAAGAGAAUGCUAAAUAAUACGUUGUACCUAUUUUAUUAUAAACUAUUAAAUGGCAAAUUAUCAAUAUGCAGUUAUCUUACUGUAUUACAAUAAUCUGACAUCAUUUCUAACGUUAAGUUGUACUUCGGAACACCUAAUGAAGGUUUUUUCUUCCGCAUCUUUCUUUGGUGCCGUCAUGAUAAAAUAUAACUCGAUUUGUUUUAAUAUCGAAGGUAUGAAGGAUUUAUUGAUUCAGCUUCAACGCGUACACGAUAAAAUAAAAGAUAAAAAUGAAAUUGCUAUCAUAAAAAAAUAUCACUGUAUUGCGGAACGUUAUGUAACUGGACUGAUAGCAGUAGGAUUUUGCGGAACGUUUGCGAUGAUUAUAGUACAAUUUUGGAUGAAUAUGGUUGGUGUUGAUUUAUCGACAAACGCAUCUAAAAAAUACCAUUUUAUAUUUAUAACAGAGUAUUUCAUUGAUCAAGAAAAAUAUAUUGGUUUGAUUUAUUUACACGUCAACGUAGCUUUUUCUAUUAGUCUUAUUGCUACAGUAGCAGUUGGUACAAUAAUUAUUGCAUAUAUUCAGCACAUCUGUGGAAUGUUUAAAAUUGCUAGUUAUCGUAUCGAAUAUGUAAUAAAUAUCAACAUUCUACAGAAUGUCACUCAAAAACAUAAAAUCUGGAUGGCUGAUAACAUCGGUUACGCCGUAGACAUUCAUCGGCAAGCUAUGAAAUUGAUGAAACAAUUAAUGUCAAUAUUGGAGACAAUGAUGUUUUGUUUAAUAAUAUGUGGCGUAGCUGCCUUGAGCCUCAACUUGUUUCAAAUAGUAUUAUUCAGAAAUAAUGUUGAAAAUAUUAUAAUGCCAUUUGUAUUUGCGACAAUAUGUAUGUUAUACAUGUUUCUAGCCAAUCUUAUGGGACAAAAUAUAAUUGAUCACAAUCAUCAUGUACUCAAUACUGCAUGCAAAAAAUGAUAUUAUUCUUGUUGCAAAGAGGAACCAAGGAGUUUACUUUAAAUGUUGCUGGACUAUUUGAUGCAUCUAUGGAGUGUUUCGCUACGGUAAUAUAAUGUAUAAUAUUAUAACAAUAACGUUACACAUUAAUAUAAUAAAAGAUACUAUGUAUAAUUGCAGCUGGUGAAAGCUUCGGUGUCAUACUUUACUGUUAUAUAUUCAAUGCGAUGAUAAAACAAAUAUUAAUUUAUUACAUCGUGGAAUACUUAAAGAAAUGACGAGAUAUCCAUGUUUAUAUAAAAAAAUUUAUUUUUGCGCAAGUAUAGCAUAUAGUUAGUGUUAUAAAAGAUAUUAUAAAAAAAUGUACAAAACUAAUGUACAAAUCCAAAUCAAAAUGUUAAUACUUCAUGUUUCUAAUAAAUUAAAAAUAGUCAUUGUA
Molecule: messenger RNA, 2051 nt
Organism: Solenopsis invicta (red fire ant)
Lineage: Eukaryota; Metazoa; Arthropoda; Insecta; Hymenoptera; Formicidae
Product: putative odorant receptor 92a
Exons: 9
Coding region: 731-1633 (300 amino acids)
Biological process (GO): detection of chemical stimulus involved in sensory perception of smell; sensory perception of smell
Cellular component (GO): plasma membrane
Molecular function (GO): odorant binding; olfactory receptor activity
Source: RefSeq, a predicted model, not a curated record